UCCCCUGGAUUUCAGCAUCAUUUAACUUGAACCUUGUUGCAAUAAGUUUCAAGAUUGAGGGAUGUACGGAGUAGUCUCUUAAGCUUUCCCACAUUCUUAUGAAAACUGAGCUACUCAUUUUCUGAACAUUCUUUCUUGUACUCCAUAUGAUAAUCUGUAAUCUUCACAAUAGUUUUUUUUGAUUUUCUUCAUAAUCGAAACUGCGCCUUUGUGGAAGUACUAUCCCGCAAACAAUUAUGGCCUUCAGAUGGAAGGCCUUGACCAUCGCUGCUGCAAUUUUUCUUCUCCUUAUUAUCUACCAAAGGCCCGCGCUUAAAAGUUACCAAGAAUCAUAUGAUCGGACAGAACCUAUAGUUCAGUCGGCUCCAAAAGAGGGAGGAAACAAAUUUCGAUGGUCCGAGGUCCCACACAGUUUUCCUGUUACAGAUUUCAUACCUCUUCCAACAAAUCCCGCCACAGCCAUACCGAGAAUUCAACAUCAAUUCGGAAAAGAAUCGCAAGCCGAAAAAUCAGUGAGACUAGCUAGACUUGAGGCUGUCAAAAGCAAUUUUACACAUGCCUGGAAUGGCUAUGUUAGUCAUGCAUGGUUGAAAGAUGAGGUAAUGCCUCUAUCAGGUGGAUCAAUGGAUCCGUUCGGCGGAUGGGCCGCAAGCUUGGUCGACACUCUUGGUCGGUAACACAGCUCAGAUAUUCAUGCUUUUGUACUAAACCUCUUUCUAGAUACACUCUGGAUCAUGGGUAUGCAUUCAGAAUUCGAAGCUGCUGUCGAAGCCAUUCAAGCAAUUGACUUCAGUACUUGCGCUCUUGAGCAAAUUAAUGUUUUUGAAACCACUAUUAGAUACCUGGGCGGCUUUCUCUCCGCUUACGAGUUAAGUGGAGAAAAGUAUCCAGUCCUACUCCAGAAAGCGACGGAGAUGGGAGAAAUGCUGUACAAGUCAUUUGACACACCCAAUCACUUACCUAUUUUGCGAUGGUACUACCACAUUGCUGCCACUGGAGCCAAACAAGAAGCAGAUGACAAUGUUCUUGAAUCUGAGAUUGGCUCAUUGACGUUGGAAUUCACACGUCUUGGCCAGAUUACAGGAGAUCCACGAUUCUACGAUGCAGUUCAGCGCAUCAUGAAUAUCUUUGACGAGCAGCAACCCACAUCGAAACUGCCCGGAAUGUGGCCUGUGAUUGUGAAUGCGAAAGACAAGAACUUUGUAGACUAUGGGGGUUUUACUAUUGGUGGUAUGGCUGAUUCAUUGUAUGAGUACUUGCCCAAGGUCAGCUUCCACCAUAUUCAAUGAGAGCCAAGAACUACAUGCUAAUAUCUAAUAGCAACAUUUAUUACUUGGAGGUGCGACUCAACAGUAUAGGAGAAUGUAUGAGUAUGCAAUGAUUGCAAUGAGACGCAAUAUAUUCUUCCGGCCAAUGACAAAGAAUGGUGAGGAUAUUCGUUUGCCAGGAAACGUAGAUAGCGAUGGUAAGACAUUGGUCACAGAACUCAAGACUCAAGGAGAGGCGCAACAUCUUGGUUGUUUCGCAGGAGGAAUGGUUGCCAUUGGUGCAAAGAUAUUUGAAAACGAACAAGAUUUAGAACUGGCUAGAAAACUUACUGAAGGAUGUUUGUGGGCUUAUGAAAACAUGCCACUUGGCAUCAUGGCUGAAAAGAUGCACAUGGUUCCAUGCGAAAACGAAAAUUAUUGUCCCUGGGACGAGCAAAAAUGGCUGGAGGGGAUCGACAAGGAUACUGAAGGCAAUGAGACUGUUCAUGAAAAGAUACAGCAACACCGACUCAUACCUGGAGUCACCAAGUUUGAUGACGGACGCUAUAUUCUCAGGUAAUAAUUCUCAUUUUUGUCUCUUUGGCAAAGUAUCUAACUCUCAGUAGACCUGAAGCAAUAGAGUCCGUCUUUAUACUUUACCGCAUCACUGGCGACCCCAAGUUACAAGAACGAGCUUGGACAAUGUUCAACAAUAUUAUCAAGCAUACAAUCACCGAUAUUGCGCAUGCUGCUCUGGACGAUUGCACCGUCUCAGAAAAUCCCCCUAAGGCUGAUAGGAUGGAGUCGUUUUGGAUGGCUGAAACUCUUAAAUACUUCUACCUUAUUUUUGCCGAUGCAGACUUGAUCAGCUUAGAUGAGUAUGUGCUCAACACGGAAGCACAUCCCCUAAAGAGGCCUAACUAGUUGUUGUGACCUUGAGUAAUAUUUUUGAAUGUCAAAAUUGUUUAGAGUUAUUAGUCAGGCUCAAGGAUUUGCCAACCUUCGUGUUAAGACUUAUAAUUUUGCAUAGAAAUUUUUAAUAGUGUUAAUUGUAUUCGAACAUUGCUCAAAUCUCUUUC
Messenger RNA from Sclerotinia trifoliorum, 2326 nucleotides. NCBI's taxonomy places the organism in Eukaryota, Fungi, Ascomycota, Leotiomycetes, Helotiales, Sclerotiniaceae. The record is from the annotation of a GenBank genome assembly.